Candidozyma duobushaemuli is the source of this 3318-nucleotide messenger RNA. RefSeq names its product exocyst subunit (gene SEC8). Gene Ontology annotation, biological process: exocytosis; Golgi to plasma membrane transport. The record is from RefSeq and is a predicted model, not a curated record. The transcript has a single exon. Lineage: Eukaryota; Fungi; Ascomycota; Pichiomycetes; Serinales; Metschnikowiaceae. Gene Ontology annotation, cellular component: exocyst. Bases 1 to 3318 code for a protein of 1105 amino acids.
AUGGGCAAUCGUCGUCGUGCUGUGAGCAUGGCCUUCAAUGGCUCCAUGUCAGAAGACGAUGAAAGAAAAACAAAAAAGUCCAUUGCGGACAUCAAGACAUUAUACAAAGACAUCCGUUACGACUGGUCUCAGUUGACCACUGGAGAUACUACGCCAAUUGAAUUAGCCAUUGCAUUCCUUGAUGAUACCUCCGUUGGUUUAGCCCACAGAAAGGCCGAAUUUGACGAUCUUUGUGAAUCCACCAGUGAUACUCUUCGAAGAGCGGUCGUGGAGAACCACGAAAUCUUCAACAACUCGGUUGGUCUGUUCCACAUGCUCAUGUCGAUUGCCAAAGAGUCACAGGAUGACUCCGCCCUGAUAAAGAACCUCAUUGAAUCGAGUACCCGUGAUAUGAACGACAGAAUGGGUGUGCUCAAGGAGCUUGAUAGCAGUUCUGAGAAAUAUUCUGAGAUGCUUGAAAUACUCGACGCCAUCGAGAGCUUGCAUCAAAUUCCGGAUACAGUGGAUAAGCUUGCCGCCGAUAAGGAACUACACAAAGUUUAUGACACUAUUUCAGAGGGCUAUAAAAUAGCUGCCAAGUACAAUCUCUGGCACCUUCCCGCCUUGGCCGGAAUCCAAAGCUACUUGGAUAACCAGUCUAACAGUCUAUACGAUAUGAUUGUUGAUGAGCUCCGGAAUGAGAUUUAUCUCAAAAACUCAAGUGUUUUCAACCUGGGGAAGGAAUUUUGGAUCGAUCAUCUUUCGUCUAACAAUCCUCAAAUUGCAUCAUUCAAAACAUUGAUAAAGCUGCUGAAUAAUUUAGAGCUGUACAUCUACAAUUCGGCAAAUUUGGAUAUUGGAGAAAUUGCAUCAUGUUUUGCAGAGCCAGCCGCUACUUUCAUUGAGCAUCAGCUUCCCAAAAUUCAUGCUCACUACUCCAAGGUCCAAACUUCGAAGGCAGACUACUCCUUGAUACUUGAAUAUGCUUCUAGUGCGAACUCCGAAUCGUUUUAUUAUCUUUACAUGUUACUCACCACAGCUUCGAAGCUCAACAGAUUGAACUCUGUUUUAGAAAUUUUGGUUUCAUCUGUUCAGGUUGAGCUUCAUGACUUGAUUAAUCGGACCACACAAGAAUGCAAGCAAAGAAAUCUUCCACAACUUGCACGACUUGCGAAAGCUGUCAAAUUCGAGUUCGGGUCUGGAUCAGAGAAGAUCAGCGGUCAAACCUUUAACGAUGCCGCCGUCCCGAUUCUUCAAGACUUCUUUAGUACUAUCAUCACAAAAGCAACAGUGGUGCUACUGAAACAUAAAGUGAUAUGUGAAGUGGUGAAAUUGAUAGAGAGCAGCCAUGCGGUGGGAUCAACAGGUCGUGACUCUAGUGUUGGACCUCCAUCACCCACUUAUGAUUUCAACACGAUUUGGAACUUACUCAAAAAAGAGAUUGAAGCACUUAUUGUGAGUUACAUUUACGAUGACAAUACCGAGGAUGGUGCCAAACAUGCCCAAGAUCUCAAUCAAUCUUCGAACAAAUUACAUCACAUUUUGGCGAACAAACAAUUAUUCAAGUUCGACAAUGUGUCCUCUGGAUCCAUCAGCAAAACAACUGAGGAUAUGACUAUGGUUCUCAACGAAAUGUUCCCUGGGUUUAGCCCGAGCUCGAAAAAAGGAUCGAUUCAGAAUUCCGAGGUUGAAGUGUCGCCGUACAUCACCAACGAGCAAUUCAAUAGUCUUGCAGAGGACUUAGUACCCAAAAACAUUUUCAACAUGAGAAUAAUCCUAGAGUUUUUCCUCGUGUUCAUAUCAGCCUCUCAAGAAAUGCUCACCGACUUUGGUAAGAACAAGGGCUUGAACUUAACGGCAUAUCAGUUCUUUUACGAUUUCAUGAAAAAUUCUUUCCACAGAAAGCUUCACAAUGACCUCAACCUCAACUUCGAGAGAUGUAUGGUGGGUGAACUAGACCAAGUGUUGGCCACAGAGGGUAAUUUGAACGUCAAAUUUACACAAGAGACAAUCAACUUGAAUGAUGACGAGUCCGAGAAUCAAGCCUUGGCGAGCUUCCAUCGCUCUAACUCAGCAGCUAACAGAGUUUAUGCCAACGCUAAUAACUUUCGUCGUUUAUUUAACCAUACAUGUCACUCAUUGAAUACUUCAUUCACUUACAGGCGAGACAUAAGUGAUCUUGCACUCAACUUGCUUAAAAAAUUUGCAAAAGCUUAUAACGAUUACUUCAAAGAGCUUUUAGCAACAGGAGUUGGCCACGAUAUUACGGAGAUGGGCAUUGGAAUAGGUGAGCGUUCGAAGCAUAUUCUGCAGAUCAACAAAUGGCUCAAAACUCCUGCCCUUUUGGAAAUGAGCGGAGGAAUACUUCAGCAUCAUGACGACCUCGAGGGCUGCGCACCAUUGAUAACCAAGGAAAUCGACUUGAUGCUCUUCAAAUCCAAUCAUUCUCCAAACAUUUUUGAUAUCACCAAGGACGAUUUAUUCGACGAUGAAUGGUUUGACCAAGUUUGUUAUUUACUUCUUACUGCAUCUUGGAUUUUACUGUGGUUGCCUAGCAUGAGGAAGGAAUCGAACUACACGAUUUACGAAACCGGAAUUCCAAAAGCCAAAGUGUCCGAGGUAGACAAAUUGAGACACGACUGGUCGAUCUUAGAGAACGGACGCUCGACAUUUGCGAUCGCUGAAAAGACCCAAAAUGUGUACUUGACUCUCAACCUGGCGAAAAUUGGAGAGUUUGACGAAGUGAUUCAAACGUUUGAGAGCAUCAGGGAUCAAACAUUGAUCGCCUUAAGAUACGAUCUUCGCCUCAAAGCAUUGUACUACAUUGGCAAGUCAUACCGUGAGAACUUCGUUCUCGGCACUGAACCAGCAGACUCGGAUCAGUUCAUCGGUCAAUACAACAGAGAGGUAUAUUCCAUUGGUACAAAGAUUUCGGAAAGACUCAGUUCUGCCGAAACCGACUGUGUUUUUGUUGGUUUACCCAACUUUUUAACUCGAUCAUUCUUGCAAGGCAGUGAGAUGAUACAAGUUGCGAACAAGAACGGUAUUAAGAAGAUUCUUUUGAACAUUAUCACCAUCCAGCAAAUGCUUCGGAGUGUGAUGAAGGAGGUGGACCAUGUGGACUUCAGCAGGGCCUCGAGGUAUUUUGAGCUCUUCACUGCCUCAGAGCAUGUCCUCCUCCAGAAGGUGUCGGAGAGCAAGGACGCAUACACGCGUGAGGAGGUGCUCAAUUUGCUUCGCUUGAUCUACAGUGAGAAGCUCCAAUCAGGCAAUGCCAGUUCAUUCAACAAGAGUAAGUUCGGAGAGCUUUCCAGGAAAAUCUCGGACAUUUUUGUAUAG